AUCAGAGCUUUAGCAAAAAUAGGUCUUAAGAAGCUUUUAUUAAUUUAUUCAUUGAAGCUGGCAUCAGCCAUUGAAAUUUUGUCUUCUGCUUUUCUCCUCUACUGCUUGCUGGUGUUCAUUUUAUCAGCUUACCAGAGAGAAGGAGAAGAGUAAAUGGCAAGUGGUCUUUAUACUUUAUCAACAAACCUUUCUAAAAAUAUAUGUCAAUGUCUAAAACAUUCCAUACCUAACACACAUCCUCCCAAGACAAAAUGGCGAACCAUCACCAGCCUGUCGUUCAACUCUGGAUUCGUAGAUGAAACCUACUCAGAAGUUAAAAAGUGUGAUAAUGCUACCAGACCAUUGGACUUAUAUGCUUUGAAACAAAAAGAAAAGGAAGACUGGAGGAAUUUAUCAUUACAAGAAAAGCAAGCAUUGUAUCAUAUGAGUUUUAGCCAGCCAUUAUGCCUUGCUGAACAACCAUCAGAUGAGUGGAAGCUUAUUUUGGCGGGAACUUUUACAGCUAUGGGACUUAUGACUUUAGGACUUUAUAUGUGGCUCUCAAGAUUUGAGCGCACUGAAAAUGUGAUUGGUCCUCUUUCUCCGAAAUCCAAGGAAGAAAUGAGUUGUACAUGUCCUGACCAAGAAAUCUCAAAAUCUUCGUGAAGCAGCCAAGUGUACAAUUAUUGUUUUAGUAAGGUGUAGUUAUUGUUCUAUUGUAAAAUAUUGCCCACUGCAUCGUUCAUGGAAUUAAAUUUUUCUUUUAAAUAUA
Messenger RNA from Parasteatoda tepidariorum (common house spider), 751 nucleotides. RefSeq lists its product as uncharacterized. Lineage: Eukaryota; Metazoa; Arthropoda; Arachnida; Araneae; Theridiidae. Gene Ontology annotation, cellular component: respiratory chain complex IV. Gene Ontology annotation, biological process: mitochondrial electron transport, cytochrome c to oxygen. The record is from RefSeq and is a predicted model, not a curated record.